Pipistrellus nathusii (Nathusius's pipistrelle) is the source of this 1974-nucleotide messenger RNA. NCBI's taxonomy places the organism in Eukaryota, Metazoa, Chordata, Mammalia, Chiroptera, Vespertilionidae. The record is from the annotation of a GenBank genome assembly.
AUGAAAGUGACCUUAUCAGCUCUGGAUACUUUUGAGAGUUCCUUCACGCCUCUGGUAGUCAUAGAACUUGCUAAAGAUGUCAAAGAUGAAACCAAGGAAUGGCUGAAAAACAGAAUUACCAUGAAAAAGAAAGAUGGAGGAGCCCAGCUGUUGUUUAGACCGCUGUUAAAUAAAUACGAGAAAGAAACAGUGGAGAACCAGAACUUAUAUCUUGUUGGUGCCUCCAAUAUUAGAUUGCUGCUGGGGGCAGAAGCAGUGGGAUUGGUAAAGGAGUGCAACGAUAACACCAUGCGAGCCUUUACCUACGGAACCCGACACAACUUCAAAGAAUUUGAUGAUAACAAUGAUGAUUUCCUCACAAUGGCAGAACGUCAAUUCAUUAUCAAACAUGAACUUGAAAAUCUUAGAGCCAGAGAUGAAAAAAUGAUCCCCGGUUACCCCCAGGCAAAGUUGUAUCCAGGAAAAUCUUUAUUGAGAAGACUGCUCACGUCUGGCAUCGUGAUCCAGGUGUUUCCACUGCAUGACAACGAGGCCCUGAAGAAGCUGGAGGACUCGUGGUACACAGGGUUUAAUCUAAAGUAUCAGCCCAUAGAUGGUAUCCGUGGCUACUUUGGGGAAACCAUCGCUCUUUACUUUGGAUUUUUGGAGUAUUUUACUUUUGCCUUAAUCCCCAUGGCGGUCAUUGGGCUGCCUUACUACUUGUUUGUGUGGGAAGACUAUGACAAGUAUGUGAUUUUCGCCUCCUUCAACCUGAUCUGGUCCACAGUGAUCCUGGAAGUGUGGAAGCGUGCCUGUGCCAGCAUGACCUACAGGUGGGGGACCCUGGUCAUGAAGAGACAGUUCGAGGAGCCCCGGCCAGGAUUCCACGGGGUCCUGGGCAUCAAUUCGGUCACGGGCAGGGAGGAACCUCUCUACCCCAGCUACAAGAGGCAGCUGCGCAUCUACCUGGUCUCUCUGCCGUUCGUGUGCCUCUGUCUCUACUUCUCUCUGUACAUCAUGAUGAUUUACUUCGACAUGGAGGCCUGGGCCUUGGGUGUCCACGAGAACAGCGGGUCCGAGUGGACCAGUGUCCUGUUGUAUGUGCCCAGCAUCAUCUACGCCAUCGUGAUUGAGAUCAUGAACCGCCUCUAUCGCUAUGCUGCCGAGUUUUUAACUUCGUGGGAGAAUCACAGAUUGGAGUCUGCCUACCAGAAUCAUCUAAUUUUGAAAGUUUUAGUGUUCAACUUUCUGAAUUGCUUUGCCUCACUCUUCUACAUCGCCUUCGUCCUGAAGGACAUGAAGCUCUUACGUCAGAGCCUGGCCACGCUCCUGAUCAUGUCCCAGAUCCUGAACCAGGUUGUGGAGUCUCUGCUGCCUUAUUGGCUCCAGAGGAAGCACCACGUGCAGGUGAAGAAGAAAGUGCAGGCUCUGAAGGCUGACAUCGAUGCCACGUUGUACGAACAGGUCAUCCUGGAAAAGGAAAUGGGCACGUAUUUGGGCACCUUCGAUGACUACCUGGAGCUCUUGCUGCAGUUUGGCUACGUGAGCCUUUUCUCCUGUGUUUACCCGCUAGCAGCGGCCUUCGCUGUGCUAAACAACUUCACCGAAGUUAAUUCCGACGCCUUAAAAAUGUGCAGAGUCUUCAAACGUCCAUUCGCAGAGCCUUCGGCCAGUAUUGGUGUGUGGCAGUUGGCUUUUGAAACAAUGAGUGUGAUCUCCGUGGUCACUAACUGUGCUCUGAUUGGAAUGUCGCCGCAAGUGGAUGCAUUGUUUCCGGAGUCAAAGACAGACCUCGUUUUGAUUGUAGUCGCAGUGGAGCACGCACUCCUGGCUUUGAAGUUUAUACUUGCCUUCGCCAUCCAUGACAAACCACAGCACAUCCAGCUGAAACUGGCCAGAUUGGAAUUUGAGUCUUUGGAGGCGCUGAAGCAGCAGCAAAUGAAGCUGGUGGCCGAGAACCUGAAGGAGGAAGGCGGGAAGGAGAAGGCGACCUGA